AUGUUUUGUGCAAUUAGCGGGAAGCCUCCUAAAGUUGCAGUCGUUUCUCCAAAUUCAAAAUGUGUGUUUGAAAAAUCGCUGAUUGAAAGUUAUGUGGAACAAAACGGCGUGGAUCCAAUAACGAAAGAUGCUCUCUCGAUAAGUCAACUUAUUGAGAUUGCGCAAACACCUCAACAAUAUGCCCUUACAAAUGCAGUGAAUUCCUCGACUUUAAAGUCCAACUAUAGUAUUCCCAAUUUACUUACAUCGCUACAAAACGAGUGGGAUGCGGUUAUGCUUGAAAAUUUCCAACUCAGACAACAAUUGGAUACUUGCAAGAAAGAACUAUCCACUGCAUUAUAUCGUUACGAGGCGGCAAUGCGAGUUGCAACAAGAGCCACCAUGGACGCUGAUAAACUCAAACAAGAACUAACUACUUUGACCAAAAACAUUGGUAUAGAACAACCUUCUUCAGAAGAAUUAGAUCCUCUGCCCGAAGACAUACUUCAAUCGUUCAUUCAAAGAUCUGCAGCCGUUGCCAAAGAAAGUAGAAAGAAGAAAAUCCAGGCUCUGCCGCCAGAUACUUUCACUUUUGAAGCUGAACAAAACACCUAUACCAUGCAAGAGGGAGAAUAUAAUUUUUCAACUAGAUUCACUAAUGGCAAUUCAUUGACGGGAAAGCUCACAACGCUAUAUUCUACCAACGGACAGUGCUAUCUGUUGAAGGACGUCAAAAGCCUGGGUUCACUCCAUAAUGUUACACUUGAUGCCGGAAAGACCACUUAUGCUCUUCCCCUAGAUGGAUCCAACAUAAUUAUCGGCACAGACGAGGGGUCCCUUGGUAUUUAUGACCUGGAAUCCCACCAAACCCGAAAAUUGUCGUCAAAGGUGCACGAUGGCCCAGUGGUAAAUAUAGCAUGGCCCAAUGCCGUUACUGAGGAUUUUUUCAUCUCCGUGGGCUCUGAUGGUUCCAUUGUCUUUACAAAUCUAAAGGAGACAACAUCCUUCUCUCUGAUAAGACCAAAUUUCAACACAACAUUUGCAGAUGUUCACAAGGAUGGUUUAAUUAUAUUGUUGGGAAGCAAAGAAGAAUUGUUCAUUUAUAGCAUAUCCAAUUCAGAAAAUGACCCCAUAACGGUACCCCACAAUCCAAAUGAAGCGGGAGAAAUUGUCUCUGCCAAGUUUGGCUUGAAUGGGUACUGGCUUCUCCUAGCGACUGCCAAUUCUUUCAAAGUUCAUGAUUUAAGGAAGCCUGCUUUACCUUUUGCAGUAGAACCCAUUGUUUUAGAAAACAAAAUCAUAAAAGCUUUUGACGUCGACCCUGCUUGCAAGCUUCUAUUUCUUUUGACAGAGGGACCAGAUGAAUUGGUCGAACUACAUCACUACCAAUACAACAAAUCGGAUAAAACAUGGAUUUUGCAAUGGUCAAAAGAUACCAAUGUGGAACUCAAGAGAAAUAGGAUUGACAACAUUAAUUACGUGCAACAAAAUGAAACAACUUAUCUCCAAGUCCUUUCCGGAAAUGCUAUACUAUCUGUACAAUUAAAUAAUUAA
Messenger RNA from Lachancea fermentati, 1533 nucleotides. The record is from the annotation of a GenBank genome assembly. Lineage: Eukaryota; Fungi; Ascomycota; Saccharomycetes; Saccharomycetales; Saccharomycetaceae.